UCUAAAGCCAAGAGGAAAAAAAAAACAUCUCUCUUCCGCGAUCAACGCUGAAUCUCUCUGUGUGCGCACAUUCUUCGAAAAAUGAGAAGACGAUGAAUACGACGCCGUUUCAGCCGGAGCCACCACCGCCGAUGGGAACCCGACUGAGGCUCAUCGUGGAGGUUGUGGAGGCGCGUGGUCUUCUCCCCAAAGAUGGACAUGGAAGCUCAAGUGCCUAUGUCGUCGUCGACUUUGAUGCCCAGAAGAAGCGGACCUCCACCAAGUUCCGAGACCUCAACCCUGUCUGGAAUGAGAUGCUCGAGUUCUUCGUCUCCGACCCGGAGAACGUGGAGCACGAGGAGAUCGAUAUCGAGGUCUACAACGACAAGAGGUUCGGCAGUGGUACUGGUCGCAAGAACAAUUUUCUCGGGAGGGUUAAGAUCUAUGGCAGCCAGUUCGCGAGGAGAGGCGAGGAAGAGCUCGUGUAUUUUCCGUUGGAGAAGAAGAGUGUUUUCAGCUGGGUUCGUGGUGACAUUGGGCUGAAGGUAUACUAUUUCGAUGAAAUCGCGGAGGAGGAGCCGCCGCAUCCGCUGCAAGGGGAGGAUGGGCCGCCGCAGAUGCAGAAUCUGCCGCCGGAGAAGUCGUCGCCUGGUGUGGUUGUGGUGGAAGAUGGUAGGGUUUUUGAAGCUCCGGUUCAGUCGGAGAUGUGUCAGCGGAGCUACCCGGUGGCUCAGCCUCCACCGAUGGUUGUCGUCAAGGAGUCGCCGCCGCAAAUGGUCAGGCAUGUUCACAGUGUCCGUCAUUGUCCUCAACCGCCGCUGUCAUCGCCUCCUCCGGCGGAGAAGGCAACAGCGGAGGUCCGUUAUUAUCCGCCGGAGGUGAGGAAGAUGCAGGCGGCGAGACAUCCCGGCGGAGACAGAAUUAGGGUUCCGAAGAAACCCAACGGAGAUUACGCGCCGAGGGUUAUCAACAACAAAAUCGGAGGAGAGACGGCGACGAUGACGGCUGCUGCGGCGGAGAGGAGCCGUCCGUACGAUCUAGUGGAGCCAAUGCAGUAUCUGUUCGUUAGAGUCGUGAAGGCACGUGGCCUUGCGCCGAACGACGGCGUGUACGUAAAGGUACGGACAUCAAACCACUUCGUACGGUCGAAGCCGGCGAUUCACCGCCCCGGUGAACCGACAGACUCGGCGGAGUGGAAACAGGUCUUCGCGCUCGGACACAACCGGUUGGAAUCUGCAGUUUCCGGAGAGACACUCGAGAUCUCCGUUUGGGACGCUCCGUUGGAGAGUUUUCUCGGCGGCGUUUGCUUCGACCUCUCCGAAAAACCAACCCCGGCACCUCAAUGGUACCGUCUCGAGGGCUCCGCCGCCGGCCAGAGCUCCGGAAGAGUCUCCGGCGACAUCCAGCUCUCGGUUUGGAUCGGAACUCAAGCCGACGAAGCCUUUCCGGAGGCGUGGAGCUCGGAAGCGCCACACGUUGCGCACACGCGCUCUAAGGUAUAUCAAUCUCCAAAGCUCUGGUACCUGAGAGUGACGGUUCUCGAAGCUCAGGAUCUCCAUAUCGCUCCGAAUCUUCCGCCAUUGACGGCUCCCGAGGUCCGUGUGAACGCCCAGUUAGGGUUUCAAUCUGCUCGAACAAGAAGAGGCUCCAUGAACAACAACAGUGGGUCAUUUCGUUGGAACGAGGAUCUGAUCUUCGUCGUCGGUGAACCAUUGGAAGACUCUCUGAUUCUGCUUGUGGAAGACAGAACGACCAAAGAAACGCAGCUUCUCGGUCAAGCCAUGGUUCCAAUGGGCUCAAUCCAGCAGCGAAUUGACGACCGCCACGUGGCAUCAAAAUGGCUGACAUUGGACACCGGAGGAGAUGGUGGAGGUGGAAAUCCCGACGGAGGAGGACCUUACUGCGGUCGGAUCAGCCUCAGGCUCUGUCUUGAAGGAGGGUAUCACGUGCUUGAGGAGGCAGCGCACGUGUGCAGCGAUUUCCGGCCAACGGCCAAGCAGCUAUGGAAGCCGGCGAUCGGGAUACUCGAGCUCGGGAUACUCGGGGCUCGUGGGUUGUUGCCGAUGAAGGCGAAAAAUGGCGGAAAAGGUUCGACCGAUGCCUAUUGUGUGGCAAAGUACGGGAAAAAAUGGGUUCGGACACGAACCAUAAUGGAUAGUUUUGAUCCAAGAUGGAACGAGCAGUAUUCAUGGCAGGUUUAUGAUCCGUGCACGGUACUCACCAUAGGUGUUUUUGACAAUCGGAGAAUGUUUUCAGAUGUAUCCGACGAUAGACCCGAUACCCGGAUCGGGAAAAUCAGAAUUCGGGUAUCGACACUCGAGAGUAAUAAGGUGUACACCAAUUCGUAUCCUCUCCUGGUGUUGUUACCGAGCGGUUUGAAAAAGAUGGGAGAAAUCGAAGUAGCAGUUCGGUUCGCUUGCCCGUCAUUGCUACCCAAUAUAUGUUCGGUUUACGGGCAACCGUUACUGCCACGGAUGCAUUACGUCCGUCCUCUUGGCGUGGCUCAACAGGAAGCAUUAAGAAACGCCGCCACGAAAAUGGUGGCGGAGUGGUUGGCUCGGGCAGAGCCGCCAUUGUGUCCCGAGGUUGUUCGGUACAUGUUGGACGCGGAUACGUACACAUGGAGCAUGAGGAAGAGUAAGGCGAAUUGGUUUAGGGUUAUGCGAAUUUUGGCGUGGCCCGUGGGAUUGGUGAAAUGGUUGAAUGACAUACGAGGAUGGAGGAAUCCGGCGACGACAAUUCUAGUUCACAUCUUGUACUUAGUCCUUGUCUGGUACCCGGAUUUGGUAGUCCCGACGGCGUUUUUAUACGUGGUAAUGAUCGGGGUUUGGUAUUACCGGUUUAGACCCAAGAUACCGGCUGGUAUGGAUACUCGGUUAUCUCAAGCCGAGAUGGUAGACCCUGAUGAACUAGACGAAGAGUUCGAUACGAUACCGAGUUCGCGACGGCCCGAGGUGAUACGGGCGAGGUACGAUCGGUUAAGGAUCUUGGCGGUGAGAGUUCAAACGAUCCUCGGCGAUAUCGCGGUCAAAGGGGAACGGAUUCAAGCGUUGGUUAGUUGGAGGGAUCCGAGGGCGACGAAAUUGUUCAUAGCGGUGUGUUUGGCGAUCACGAUAGUUCUAUACGUGGUUCCGGCCAAAAUGGUGGCCGUGGCAUUAGGGUUUUACUACCUGAGGCAUCCGAUGUUCCGCCACUCGAUGCCUCCGGCGAGUAUCAAUUUUUUCCGGCGGUUGCCGAGCUUGUCCGAUCGGCUGAUGUAGUGAAGAGACGAGGAAAUGGAACAGAGACUUAAGCUAAAUUCCCAAAUAAGACAGGGUUUUGGAAGCAGCCGCCAUGGUUUUUUAAUCACUAUUUGUUGCUAUUUUUAAUUGUUUUUUAUUAAUAUAAUUGUUUUUUUAGAAAUGAAAAAACAAUUAAAUGAGAUUGAGGCCGACUAUCCAAGCUUUUUUGAAAAGAGAGUUGGGGUACUUGUCAGAGGCUUUUUUGACAAAUUAUGAAA
This is a messenger RNA of Tarenaya hassleriana, 3478 nucleotides long. RefSeq names its product protein QUIRKY-like. The record is from RefSeq and is a predicted model, not a curated record. NCBI's taxonomy places the organism in Eukaryota, Viridiplantae, Streptophyta, Magnoliopsida, Brassicales, Cleomaceae.